Messenger RNA from Lottia gigantea (owl limpet), 1109 nucleotides. RefSeq lists its product as hypothetical. The transcript has a single exon. The record is from RefSeq and is a predicted model, not a curated record. Bases 1 to 1041 code for a protein of 346 amino acids. Gene Ontology annotation, molecular function: zinc ion binding; oxidoreductase activity. Lineage: Eukaryota; Metazoa; Mollusca; Gastropoda; Lottiidae.
AUGAAGGGUUUACAGUGGAAUAAAUCUCAAUCGACGUUGAAGAUGGUGGAGGCACCAGUACCGGAGGUGAAGCCUGAGACUGUCCUGUUAAAAGUUUCCCAUUGUGGAGUUUGUGGAACUGAUCUUCAUAUCAUGCAGCAUGAGUUCCGCUCAGGACAACUUGUUAUCCUUGGUCAUGAAUUCUCGGGAACUAUCGUCAAGGUUGGAACUGGCGUUAACAAUGUCGCAGUUGGAGACAAGGUCGUGGUGGAACCGAACUCAAUGUGUGAUACGUGUAGAUUCUGUCGAAGAGGAAGACCUAAUUGCUGUCAGAAAUGCUUACCCGAGGCUAUUGGCUGCAUGAAAGAUGGUGGAAUGGCGGAAUUUUGUCUCAUACCAGCUAAAUAUGUCGUCAAGUUUCCAGAAGCGUUACCUAUGGACAAGGCAGCCUUAGUGGAACCGAUGGCGUGUGUGAUCCAUGGAUACGAAAUUCUGGGGCAGAUUCCAGAUGGAACUAGAAUGCUUGUAAUGGGGUCUGGAAUCAUCGGACUGCUUUGGAUUCACAUGCUGCAUUACAGAGGAUUCCGUGACGUCACGGUUGUUGAGGUAUCGGAAGGCAGACGUCAGAUUGUAUCAAAUUCUGGUCUGGGAUACCGAGUUUUACACCCAAACGAUCUUCAAGUAGAGUUCAAGAACGCCAAUAUGGGAGAAGAUGGAUUUGAUAUAGUGGUGGACUGUACGGGCAACCCUCGAGCUUUGGAAAUGGCGUAUGGUCUUCUCUGCUCCGGUGCAACUCUUCUGGUUUUUGGCUGCCCUCCUUCUAAAUCCAAGCUGACGAUUGACCCGUCUUUGAUUCAGACACGAGAGUUGAAAAUACUAGGGGUCAAUGUAAGUCCUUACUGUUUCAUCAAAGCUGUAAGUUUGGUUAACGACAUGGCGGUCAAAUAUUUGAAUUUUGAUAAAUUGGGCAUAAAGAAAUACUCUCUUGAGCAAUACGAAACGGCUUUGACAGAGCUGAAAGCGGGAAAUAUUUCAAAAGCAAUGUUUUGUAUUGACAAUUGAAGGUUUUUUUUCGUUUCCGGAUAAUCUGGACAUUAAAAUUUGAAUUAUUGUAAUGGAUAAAUACACUU